This is a messenger RNA of Suillus clintonianus, 1158 nucleotides long. RefSeq lists its product as uncharacterized. NCBI's taxonomy places the organism in Eukaryota, Fungi, Basidiomycota, Agaricomycetes, Boletales, Suillaceae. The transcript has 7 exons. The coding region runs from base 269 to 1033 and encodes 254 amino acids. The record is from RefSeq and is a predicted model, not a curated record.
UCGCGCUCGAUUCCUCAGAGAUAGGCGAUGUAUAGUAUAUCUCAUGACGUUGAACGUCAGCAGCCGCAAGAACAGCCGUAAAAGGAGAGAAGACCCGAGGGGACGGGCGCACGCGCUCCUAAUAUGAUUCAAUGUCAAUGAUAAUGAACUCAGACUCUAGACAAGGUUCCCCUUUGUCGUGCAGGAAUUCCGGAGAAGCCGGAUUAUCGAAGAUAAUCAGGAUAAAUUGACAACCGUCGAGUAGAUGGCUGCAGACAGACCCUAGACAAUGUCUUCCUGCGGUUGGUCUACGGGGAGCACGAGCAACUCCAGAAGAUACGUAGACUUCUUUAUGAUCAAGCGCCCUUCGCAAGCGAUCUUCACCAAGCUCUUCAGUGCUCGAACUCCCGUGCGCCUUUUCCACUCGGCAUUACGUGUCAACCACCAUACCCUCAGGUAUGCCAAGAGAAGAGUUCGAGCCUUAAUUCUUCGUCAUUUGGACGUAUUCAAACUGUACGCGGAUCAGCCUCAAGCUCGGUUGGAUUUUUUAAAACGUGAGGUUCUACUGGACCCGGAAUUGUCGUUCCUGAUGCAGUAUGAAGACGGCUGGGCAGUCGACGUACUGGUUCGUCUCGUGUAUCACCAACGUCUUAGACUGGUGCAACAAAAGCAGCUGAAUUCGAUCCGGAGCCAACAGCAUAAUUAUCGUCAAAGGUUGUUUACUAGUCAUCCUCGCGUCUCUCCGGAACUCCGUAUAGGGGUCAGGUGUACCCGGUCGAAGUUGAAGAACGACGCUGAGGUCGCAACCACCUCGUCGGCCGUAGCUCUCCUGGCCACCCACUUAGACUCAGUAACACCAAGUCUUCUUCGUUUUCAACCAGCCAUCGUCAAGGCUGGCCUCUGCACGGACGAACAUCUGCAUCAACUGUUUCGCAUGUUACCCACAUCGAGGGACAAUUUCAUUUUACAAGCACUAGGCACAGAGAAAUCAACCUUAUUUGAACGAGUUUUGGUGAUGGACAUUUUGGAACAGAUGAACAAAGAGAAAUGGUAGUUUGUGGUGAUCAUUAUGAGCAGGUAUUCCGAGGGUCAACGCAGAACCUCCAUUGCGCCCCCAACCUAAGGCUCCAACUGCAUUGUCACCAACCCCCAAGCCAUAUAUGGAGGUGGCGUGACUUA